This is a messenger RNA of Pantherophis guttatus, 8982 nucleotides long. It is a transcript of the gene HS2ST1, whose product is annotated as heparan sulfate 2-O-sulfotransferase 1. The record is from RefSeq and is a predicted model, not a curated record. Gene Ontology annotation, cellular component: membrane. Gene Ontology annotation, molecular function: heparan sulfate 2-sulfotransferase activity. Lineage: Eukaryota; Metazoa; Chordata; Lepidosauria; Squamata; Colubridae.
CGGGCGUUCGGUUGCUGAGCAGCGCACGCAAAUUGGUGGCUGGGGUGGCCGGGCGCGUGCCUGGGACCGUGUGAGGAGCGGGGCCGACGGACUGAGCCGUUAUCUGAGGCGGUUGGUGGUCGGGUGGGCGUGUGCCGUCGCGAGGCUUUGUCGCGAGGAAUGUGAGAAGCCCAGGGUUGGUUUUUGGUUUUCUCGCCCCCACCGCGAGCUCUCGCCGGCUCCGGGCUUUCCCUCGCUCGUUUUGCGGCCGCCGUUUUUGUCUCCCGCAGAGGCUGUUCCCCGACCACCACCACCACCCGGCCUCCCCCUGUCAGCGCCCCGCGUGAUGUCGUGAUCUCCGGGCGGACGUGUGAAACCAGGGAGGCGGCGGCGGCGGUGCUCAGGUGGCGGCGGUGGCGGCUGCUGCUGCUGCCGCUGCAGCCGCCGAUGGGGCUGCUCCGGAUUAUGUUGCCGCCUAAAUUGCAGCUCUUGGCGGUGAUGGCGUUCGGGGUGUCCGUCCUUUUCCUGGAGAAUCAGAUUCAGAAACUGGAGGAAUCCCGCGGGAAGCUCGAGAGGGCUAUUGCAAAACACGAAGUUCGGGAAAUAGAGCAACGCCAUACAGUAGAUGGCUCUCGAUCAGAUCUUAUCCCAGUUGAAGAUGAUGAUGUAGUGAUCAUUUACAAUCGAGUACCUAAAACUGCAAGUACAUCUUUCACAAACAUUGCAUAUGAUCUUUGUGCGAAGAAUAAGUAUCAUGUUCUUCAUAUCAACACAACCAAAAACAAUCCUGUUAUGUCUCUACAAGAUCAGGUACGUUUUGUGAAGAACAUAACUUCAUGGAAAGAAAUGAAACCAGGAUUUUAUCAUGGACAUGUAUCUUUCUUGGAUUUUGCAAAAUUUGGUGUUAAAAAGAAACCAAUAUACAUCAAUGUCAUAAGAGAUCCUAUAGAACGGCUGGUUUCUUAUUAUUACUUCCUGCGCUUUGGUGAUGAUUACAGGCCUGGACUCCGAAGGCGAAAGCAAGGGGAUAAAAAAACCUUUGAUGAAUGUGUAGCAGCUGGAGGCUCAGAUUGUGCUCCGGAGAAACUCUGGCUUCAAAUACCAUUUUUCUGUGGGCAUAGCUCUGAAUGCUGGAAUGUGGGAAGCAGAUGGGCUUUGGAACAAGCCAAAUACAACUUGAUUAAUGAAUAUUUCCUAGUGGGAGUUACUGAAGAGCUUGAAGACUUCAUUAUGUUGCUGGAGGCAGCUUUGCCUCGCUUCUUCAGGGGUGCUACAGAAUUAUAUCGAACAGGUAAAAAGUCUCAUCUUAGGAAAACGACGGAGAAGAAGCUCCCCACAAAAGAAACCAUUGCAAAGCUCCAGCAGUCUGAAAUCUGGAAAAUGGAGAAUGAGUUCUAUGAAUUUGCUCUUGAGCAAUUUCAGUUUGUCAGAGCCCAUGCAGUUCGAGAAAAAGAUGGAGAGCUAUAUAUUCUGGCACAAAACUUUUUUUAUGAAAAGAUCUACCCCAAAUCAAACUAAAGACGAUGCAUAUUUUUAGGUUAAGAAAACAAACCUUGUGGUCACAUCCUUGUUCUCAGCACCAAUUUGUAGAUGAUUGAUAAAUCCACUGAAGUGCUUUGAUCUUGAGCUCGAUAGAGUGCACUGUAUGUCGCUGGAAGAAGAUAGCUGAAGACUAGACGUUGAUCACCUCUAAGUUUAAACUUCAGUUUCUUUAAUAUUCUAAAAGAAGGUUAUUACUUAGACCUUGCACAAAGAUUUACAGAAAUUAAGCACAUAUCAGUUGUAGUUGAAGUUUAGGUGAAAAACUUCCUUUUAUUGUCUUCUUGAUUCAUAGGACAGCUUCUUUUACCUAAUGCAGUGCAGAGAGGAGUUGGUUCAAGAUCGAAAUUUGGGUUGUAUACACUUAUGAAUAAUAUAAAUAACUGGCCGACAUUUGUGCUUUGUUCUUGUGAAUUCAUAUCACCUGACAUUCGUUGGAAUGUUCACCUUCUAAGAAAUGAUGCGGCUGGACGUGCCCGAAUUUAUAAAUAAUGGAUUUUCAUUUUAAGAAGUUAGAACUGGUCAUCAGUGUUUUUUUAAAAAAAAAUCAAAAUUCUAUAGUAAUAUUGUAAAAAGGCUGAAAAUCACUCAGUGUUUCUUUAAUAACUUUUGAACCUCCGUCUUACAUUGGAAAAACUGUAAAGAAGUUAGGUUUUGCCUACACUUCAGUGUAAAACAGAUAAUGGAUUCUGUAUCAAUGUUCCAUGAAUUCUUUGUAUUUUUAACAACUACUGGCAAAUCCAUAUUCUGACUCAAACAGUGAGCCUGUGGUAUGGUUAGGGUUUUCCUAUUUAGAUACUUUUACCAGUAGAAUAUUUUUACUAAGGUGCUUUACAAUGUGUUUUAAAGCAUUGCAUUUGCAAAAGGAGGAAACAGCUGUAAAUAAUGCAUAUUUUAUGUAUUGGACCAAAAGGUUAGAAGUAAAUUGUUUAAAGUGUCUUUGCAACAAUUUUGUUGGAUGAAAAGUAAAAAUGAUCCAAUUUGCUGUUCCAAUACCCACUUUGAAUUAACACUUGGACAUCACUGAAACAUGCUUUGGUGAUUUCAACAAAUUUAAAUAUACAGUGUUUCUGCCCCAGGGUCUUUUUUCUUUCUUUCAGAAAACAUCUUCAUCUUUUUAUCAUGAUUAAAAGGAAAAAGGAAAACUGAUGCAUGUAUCCUGGCCAAGAGAGAUAGAAAGAAAUUGAUAUCAGUGUAUAAUCAUUGAACUGCCUUAUGUUAUUUAGUAAAAUUGCAUUUGCCGCAGUUAGCACCUUACAACAUAAAUGAGAUUGUUUAGCAAUUAACAUUCUGAAAUGUUAUAUCUUAAACAACAAGAACAUUUGCAGUUCUUAAAAUUCCCUGCUGGUGCACAGUUCUACUUGAUUUAAAAAAAAAUAGCAUUAAGGUUUGAAGAGUUUUAAAACAAUCAGUUAAAAAACAGCCUUUGAAUUUCACAUUCAGUAGAGUGCUAAAAGUGUAGUUGUAUUGAGAGGAAAAUGUUAUCAAAAGUGUGUAUCUAUUAUACAGACAAAACAGGUUCUAUCUAUAAUUGAAUGUUUUAAUGCCAAAAACACAAUACUGUUAUAAUAAGGUAAUGAGACUGUUAAGUAAAGCUUUUACCUUUAUGUAUAUUUUACUUUGACUACUUCUUAAGAUGGCACUGCUUUCCUACGAAGUGUGCUUUUGUUUAGUUGACAAAUGCUGAUUAAGUUACUUCCCUAUAUUACCAUAAGUCUGACUGUUUUAUGGCCAUUUAAGUCCAGCUGAAUGAGUUAUGGGGAAAUGCAGUAAUUCUUACUAGACUAUUUAAAAUAUAUUAAAACUUAGGAACCUUAAAUGUGGAAUGUUGACAGCUCAACAAAAAUGCUGAUUGUCCAGGCUAAUGGUUAUAUAGUUUGCCUGUUUUCCAUUCUUGUAUGCUGGGAAGAGAAUUUAAGGUUCUGCUUCAAAACAAGGGGUUGUGCAACAUAAUCUGAACUUGUGUCACCAUGGAGAUAUAAACUUGACACUGCAGAUUAUUUCCAAAAAUAAGGAGGGUCCUCCUCCUUAACAUGGUACAGAUUACAUGGGAUAUCCGUCCUUACAGAUUCUCCACUAUGUGGAUGUAUUUUAAAGGAAAGAGUGUUUUGUCUACUAAUUAGGCAUGAGCUGCUUUGCCUUUAGGUGUAUCUUUAUUACUUCAGGUGCAUUUUAGAUACUCAGGCAAUGAUAUCUACAGUUACCUGGGAUUAAACCCUAAUUGAACACAUUGGGAUUCAUGAAUGAAUGAAUGCAUAUGAUUAUGCUGGCAAUAUUGUAAAAUAUGCAGCAAGUGGGUAAAAAGGUCCUUUUUUAUUUCCUAAAUGCUCAUUUUGAAAGCAAGCUGUAGCAGCUGUAUAUCUUUUAGUUUAGUUAAUUUAAAUCAUAAAUGAAUUAUAUUUGGAUUCAUGAGAUAUCAUUGGAUACUAUUGUACUCCAUUUAGGGAAAAUAAUGUUAUUCAUGACUAUUUAGUGCUAGAAACUGUAUGAAAAGUUGCUGCAAUAUUAAGAUAUUGGCAGAAAAUUUAAAAAUGUAUGAUUACAUUUAAACUGAAACACAAUAUUUUGAGACCCACAGCGCUGCUAUUGCAUCUUACAUUUAAAAACAUAUGUAUUUUAUUCCCUUUUAAAGAAAUAAUUGAAUGUUUAUAAAGUAAAAUAUAGGCUUCUAAACAUUUGACAUAAACUUACAAAUUACAUAAAUUAAUUAAAGCAGGACAUAGUUUACACAUUUCAACAGUAUUGAAAGUUUUAUUAAUGAAUUAUUUAUCUUCUUAAAGAAGGUUGUUUGACUAUGAUUUUACUUCACAACUAAAAGCAUAGUUUAAAAGGCCAAUUUCUAUUCAUUUAAAAAGAAUCUUUAAAGCAGUACUGUUUGAAUCUUGCCAGUCAAAGAGAGGGUGGUCAGAGCUUUGAUCUUUAUAGAACUACGUUAUCUCUUGUUAGUUAAUAGUUAACAUUCUCUGAUUUUUGCUACAAUAAUUGACUUACUUGUUCCCUAAAUACUUUUCUUCUAAUCACUUGCUGUUUCUGGAUAUUCCAUUUAGAAUUCACGGAAAGUUUAGUUGUGCUUUUUGUGGGGGAGAGAUGAAAUGUAUAACAAGGACAAAUAAGAUACUUUUAUGUGGGGGAGAGAUAGGGCAUAUCGUACAGUGUGGCUGAGGUCUCAUUUUUAAUCUUAAACUUGAAUAUAGUUGUAAACACGGGCAUACAGGAACAAAAGGCUGUGUCAAACUCAGGCUUGAUUUGAAAUGUCUUACUGGAAUGACUAGAGGAAUUUAAACUUACUCAAGAAUUUUAAAAAUGUAACUAUGGAAGAUCUAUAUAGGAAUAUGCUUCAGCUCAUUUCUACAUGCCCUUAUCCAUGUGGAAGUAAGACUAUUUUAUGGACAAAGUUUGUCUUCAAAUCUCCCCUAUCAAGAUCAGGAAAUCAAGAGUAGAAGUUGGUAUGGAUUGGCAUCUUCAGAUUGUAUUGAUGACCCAUCACCCAAUAGGAUGUACAAUAUAAUGUGAUCUAGUGUACUUCUAAGGUGUUCCAGGAAAGGCUGUUAAUGGUAGAAUUAGCAUUAAAAAUAAACACCCUUUUCUCACUGUUUCCUGUUCUGGGAAACCACAGAAAGACUUGUAAAAAUGAAAAAGUGUUUUGAUCUUACAGCUUUUAAGUAUGUUUUGAAAUAAUUACAAAGUUUAGAUUUUUCUCCUUUGCUGCACACAAAAUGGAUAUAAAAAUUCUACACACCCCUGUUUAAAAUGUCAGGUUUUUGAGAUCUAAAAAAAUCAGAUUAAGAUAAAUCACUUCAGAAUGUUGUCACCUUUAACAUACAAGCUGUACAAUUCAAUUGAAAAACAAACUGAAAUCUUUUUUUGGGGGGGAAUAAAAAAAUAAUAUGGUUAAGUCUGUACAUUCUUAAACUAAUACUUUGUUGAAUAACUUUUGGAUUUUAUGACAAAAUUCACACUUUUGGGAUUGGAGCCUAUCAGUACGGCCCAUCUUGCCUUGGAAAUUUUUACCCACACUUGCUUGCACAAGCGCUUCAAAUCUGUCCCAUUUGGCCAAAUUAUGGCCAAAAACCCAACCUUAGUCUCAUCAGACCAUAAUACAUUUUCCUGCAUGUUUUUUUUUGCUUGGUGUACUGUAGUUUUUGCACAAUGUAGCUGGGCUUGGAUGUUUUCCUUUGUAAAAUAAAAUUUAAAAAAGGCUUCUUUCUUGCCACCCUAAUCCCAUAGGUCAGACAUAUGAAGAAUACAGGAGAUUGUUGUCACAUAUAGCACAAUAAGAUCUUUUUGAUGCUUUGUAACUUUGCAGGCACAGCUUUUGCUGUAAGAGUAAAUGUCUGACAAAUCCUACAACAACUGAACUUCAUAUGAGCUUGAUCAGAAUCACUUUAGUUGAUGGCAAGUGUGUACUGACUGCUACUUAAUGUCAAUUUGAAUGAGAUUGGUUAAUUCUGAACACAGCCACAUCUCUAUUUAUAAGAGUGUGUUCAAGGGGAAGCAGCCAUAUUGUACUUUUUUUUUCCUCCUAAAAGAUUUCAGUGUGUUUUUCUCUUGAAUUGUACAGCAUAUAUGUUAUAUUAAAGGCAGACAAAGUUCCGAAAUGAUUUAUCCUGGUCUGAUUUCUUUAUAUCACAAAAACAUGGCAUUUUAAUAGGUAUGUAGACAUAUCCCUGUAGAGGAUAGUUUACAUUUCAGGCAAAAUGUGAGUACUGGCUCUGAUUGCAUGUAGGAUUGACACAAUAAGAAUUGUUUGGUACCCUUCAAAUAUAGGAGCAAAUCAUGGUUAAGUUCUUUUUUUUCAUCUCUCCUAAUGAUUUCUGGGCAUAAUUCUAAACUGAUUCUAAACUGAACAGCCAACACAAACUGGGCCUUUUGUUACCUCUAAAUUAAUAUUACAUAGUCUACUAUAAAUGGAUUGUCCAGCCACCUGUAACCAUGGUUGUAGUUGAUUACAUGCUAUGGAACUGGAUGAUGGAUCAUGACGAGCCUAGUUUCCUGUUACAUCUGAAUUGUAUUUGAGUCUGUAAGCUCUGCAAUCUUUCAAUUAUUGGGUCUCCUGAAAAAACAGGAGUCCUCAUUGGUGACACUCUAUAAAGAAGAUCAUUGAAUAAUCUUCUAACUCUGAGUAGAAGCAUUUUUCCUUCAUAACUGAGUAUGUGGGCUCAAGAAGCACCUUACCUGUUGUUUUUUUUGAUCAAAACUACAAAUGUACUUUUUCUGAAACAUUAAUUUUUUAAAAUUUAAAAAUAAAAUGGGGCUGGUGUAGAGAAACCACGAAAACAAAAUCGAUUAUCAAAGACUGUCAAAUAGUAGCUAAACAGGAUUUAUAUUUCAGACUCAAUACUCUAUACUACACUAUUAGAAUUGACUUUCCCAUCUAUCUUUCAGCAAGCAUAACUUGUUUCAUCAGGUGUUUUUUUUUUUUAAGAUUGUAUAUGUCAAAUUAAGUUUGUAUUAAAUAUUGAGUAACGUAUAUUCCUUAAAGGUGGAGCCCAUAGUAAAGAUAAUUAUUAGUUUGGAAGAUAAAAUUCCUUAAAAUAUUUUAAUGCAUGCAAUUAAAGAAUUUGAUUAGUAGGACCUCUUGAAUGAAGUUAAAAGAAUUGCUUUAUAAAUCUUUCGGCUAUGGGAGGUGGGUAGUGAUAUUCUGAUAUAUUUUGUAAAUCCAAAUAUUAUGAAAUAUGUAUAUUGUAAUGUUUAUAAUAGUAUUCCCCAAAUCCAGUGAAUUAUUAUACAAAAGCACCAUGCCUGCGAGAGAUGGAGUCACAUGAGUGGGGGGUGGGGGGGUGCAGUUGUUAUGCACAUUGUUGCCCUGAAAAAAAUGAGAAAUUUGCCUGCAAAAGGGGAAUUCGUCUGAUUUUGGAAUUAAAAGAAAGUUGUGGAAAGUAUAUUAUUGUGUAGACCUUGUGCGUGUCUGCUUCACAGGCUAAAAUUGCCUCUUGCUAAGCCGUUUCUGUACAUGCCCAAAUUUGAACACAUGCCUGCCUUUCAGUAGAUUACAAUGUAGAAUCAGCUUUUUGAAAUCAUGUGCAUUGGAGAACAAAACCGCUUUAAUAUACAUUUCAACUGUUACACUUUUUCUCCAAAUACAGGUAGUCCUCGACUUACAACAGUUCCAUUAGUGACCGUUCAAAAUUUACAACGGCACUAAAAAAAGUGACUUAUGACUUUCACACUUGCACAUUUUUCUCCAUGGUCAUGUGACCAAAAUUCAGAUGCUUGCAAUUAACUCAUAUUUAUGAAGGUUGCAGCAUCCCGGGGUCACAUGAUCCCUUUUUGGGACUUUUUGACAAGCAAAGUCAAGGAGGAAGCCAGAUUCACUUAACAACAAUUUGUCUAAUUUAACAACUGCAGUGAUUCACUUAACUCUGGCAAAAAAGGUCAUAAAAUGGGCCAAACUCACUUAACUAAUGUUUCACUUAGCAACAAAUUUUGGGCUCGACUGGUCGUAAAUCGGGGACUGCUUGUACUUAACUUGCAGAACUUGAUGCACAUAGUAAAGUAAGCUUUUGCAAUGUCAGAAUUUUAGCAAACCGUGCUUCAAAAUGUACAGUGGGUUUAUACAUAAUUUGUUCAAAUGCUGUAUAUUCAGAGUUCUCAAAUUAUUAGAAAUUAACAGUAACAUUGUUUUCGAAAUCUAUUACAUAAGGGAAAGGUGAUCUCUUUAAGAAUUGUUUUUUUAGAUAUUUUGCAUAUCUAAACGAAAGCAGCUAAAACUUACUUCCCUAUUAUGAACAUUAUUCCCUGUCUAUGUUCUAUGUAAAAUAAAGCCUCUAUGAUUUCAGUAAGAUUUGCUUUUACACUAACUUUUCCAGCAUUGAAGCUGAAAGAGGUCUUGGAAACAUUUUCUAUAUUCAGUGCCUAAUCUCUGCUACUAUGGAAAACCUGCUGAAAAACCUCUGCCAUGUGCACUGCCAAUUAGCUCUUAAGAGUGGAGCAUCCUGUGAUCACUCAAGUUCAAACUAGAACAAGUGUCAUCAAUGAUUAGUUGCCAAGAUAUACUGUAUCUUAAGCCCAUGUAGGUAUGUAACCUUUUGCACCUAUUUAGAAAUAAAAGCCCUUGUGAUUUUUAUAUAUAUCCUUUGAAAAAAAAACUGUUCAGAUGCUUGGAUUUCUCUCAUUCAAGUUUUGGUGAGCUCAACUGUAGUUUCUAUAUUAUAGUAUUUCAGAAGCAUUGAAUGUAAUUUUGAGAAUAUAGAUUGUGACUCAUUAUCUUUUAAGAUACACAUCUAAACUAGUGCCUUUUUCCUCACAGUCUGUGUUAGAAGAUACUCUUCCUUUUCUCAUAUGGAUUCAGUUGUUCAAUACUCUCCCAAAUAUAAAAGCAUAUUGCCACGGCUAUUUGAUAGAAUUGCUUUAUUAUUUUCCCUUUACUUUGCUAAGAGCUUUCUCUUGUUGAGUGUUUCAGUUGAUUUACCUAAUGCAAAUGAUACAAAAAAUAAAGCACCCAAUGGGAAUGGGGGAAUACAA